GCGCGAAGCAACGCUGGAAGGGCUGCCCAAGCAUGCGCACCUAGGAUGGCGCUCCUGCAAUGGGGCCCCGACAUCACGGGAGGCAGGCGCUUCCACAUCGAGGACCCGAACCAUGAGUACCAAGAAGUAAGACGAGCUUUGCACUUCGACCGCGGCUGGGCGCGCGUGGGAAAGAAGGAGGACUGCGAGUUAAGAUGGACGUUAGAUGAGAGAGCGAUCGACUUCGACAAGCUGCGCGACGCGCAGAUGGUCAAUCAUUAUAGAGACAUUCGCUGCCUCACCACUAAAGCGGGCCUCACGCGGACGCUCGACGAGGAGCUCAAGUGGACCGCUUCUGCAGAGUCGUCAGAGUUCUUUCCUCGGUCGUAUGCGCUGGAUGAUGAUGCGAACCGAGCAGCUUUUGUGCAAGACUUUCGGAGGACGGCUUGUUGUGCAGCUCUUAAGGCGUUUGUCAGUGGCCUGCCGGCUCUGAAAAAAGAACUUACCGUUUGUCUGAGGGUGUGCCAGGCCUGGGCCCAUGACCUAGGUGAUACUGAUUAUCCGGGAGACGACUUGAGUGACAUAGUCUGGGAUACGCUCCUCGCGUAUACCUAUAAGUGUACCUCGAAGCAAAAGGCCUCGACGCCAUCCCUGUCAGGAUCAGCAACGAAGCUUGUAGAGGUGGAGGACCCGAUCCUAAAACAAGCUUGUCAUAGAGUCCUAGCAUCACUCAAGGCGAGGCAUGGACAGUUCUCGAUGGACGGCAGCAGAAACAUCUGGCUGACCAAGGCGCCGGAAGCUUGUAGGGGUGUAGGCAUCUCCUUACACCGAAAGCUCGAGGAGAUCCUGGAGGUGGCCGAUAGAUUUCCGGGGCGCGUGGCGCAAAAAUACGUUGAGAAUAGUAAGUUAUGGGAUAAGCGGAAGUUCGAUUUGCGGUGCUGGGUGUUACUAACGGGCGGCGGUGCGUCCGACUUCGACGCCUAUAUUUAUGAACCGUUGUACGCGCGGCUGUGUGCUAAAGCUUGGUCGCUCGACGAUCAUUUGCUCUUGGACGAGAAGCGCCAUUUGUCGAACCUCGCCGUGAACAAAGGGAGUGCGGACAACUUACUCGGGACGCAGAGUGACCUUGAGUCCAUGGUCGAUUUCGAGAAGGUGAAAAGAGGUAUCCGUAAAAUUGUGAAAGCGUUGGCUCGAACAGCACACCAGUUAGCAAGUACACGGUCGCGGUCGUUCGAGUUUCUGGGCGUCGACAUCAUUCUGGAUGAGGCCGCGAAGCCGUGGUUAUUAGAGUGCAAUUUAUCCCCAGCACUCGCGCGACGGAACGACGCGCAGUCGCGAUUGAUCGACAGCGCGUUACGAGGGUGUAUUAAGCGUACGAUUGAUCGAUGGUGCCCGGAGACCGCGCCGCCUCCCCGGGACGACGGCUGGCGCCAUCUACUAACCAUCGAGCCGGCGCCGAAAUUGCCAAAACGGAACCGUGCCCUCCACCUGAAUGUCGACGCGACGGCGUUAGAUCGGUCCUCUCUCGUGAAGAUGGACCGGGGAUCGAGCUGGUUAUCGGCCUACGCCGUCCUCAGGGCGUGGUGGCCCUUUGCUAUGUUGAGGCGGCGCGCGCUCGUGGUCCGCCGCGGCGUCGCGGCGUUGUUCAUUCAGUCAACGGUGAGGCGGUGGCGGGCCGUGUGCGAGUUAAGGAGGCGACAGAUGGCGCGACGGCGCUUCCUCGGCGCGAUGCAGGCGCUCAUCGCCGGUAUAACAAGAAGGCGCCUCGCGUUCACGCGGUUCCGGCGCCUCCGGGCCGCCGCGUCUCUUUGCAGUCGCGUCGCGGCGCCGCGCUUCUACGUGCGGUUGUAUGCGCGGCGGCUGCGGGCGGCGCGCGUCGCGUAUGAUGUCGCGUGCGACGCGGCCGCCGCGACCGACACGACGCCAGCUAUCAAUGCCGCGGCCCGCGCAGCCGCCGCCGUCGCCGUUUGGCAGGCGGCGCGCGAAUCCGCGGCGCGGCCGCUCCGCAACAUGAUGAUGAAGGCGCUGUGCCGGCGCCGCGUCGCGCGGGCCUUUCAUAUGCAACGCCGCGAGCGCCACCGGCGCGCGGCGACGCGGCUCCAGACUUGCUGGAGACGGAGCCGCGCCAGGAGACGCUUCCUUCGCAACCGCGCCGCGGCGCGCCUCGCGCGCUUCACGCAAACAAGGUACCGGGGCGCCGUCGGCCACGCGGCAUUCAUGACGGUGCGGAACGGCGCCGCGGCGUUGCGCCUGCAGACGGCGAUGCGAUUCAGGAGGGCGCAGUUCAUCUGUCAACGGCGCCGAGCUUUGAGAAUAGAACGAGCUCGCGUCGCGCGGGAGUUGAGGGCAGUUCUCCGACUGCAGGCAAUGGCUCACAAACGGCGCCGCUACGUGCGAGCACGAGCAAGAGCUCUCCAUGAAUCCGAGGUGAGGGCCUCGACAAAGCUACAGGCCCAUCGACGCCGUCUGAAGGCCCUUGAUAAAGUAAGGACGCUCCGCGCGCGAAUAUAUAUAGUGACGUGGUCGCAGAGGCGCUACCGCGGUUCUAUUGGGCGUUGUGAAGGCGCUCUUUACUACAUAGUGCGCUGGUGUCAACGAACCUACCGGGGCCGGCGCGGCCGCGCUAUUUACGCCCUCCGCCGGAGGCUCAAGAGAAAACACGACGCGCGCGUCGCGACCGCUAUAUAUCUACAGAAGCGGUGGCGCGGGCGGACGGGCCGCGAGUUUUACAGGAGGAAGCGCUCAGCAAAAUUACUCGUGGACUUCGUGCGGCGCGGGCUCUGGGAGAAGCUCCAGGACCGCGCGUUCGGCGGCCGGCCGCUGCCUCGUAUGAAGCGGAGCGGCCCGGGCAGCCGAUCGGGCGAGCCCUACGCGCUGCCUCCUUCAGAACCGGUCGACGAGCCGACGGCCGAGACGGCGUCGGUGCGCACCGACGACGGCGAGGAGAUGGUCGCCGUGCGCAGCGACGACUCGGACGAGGAGUUUAUACAGUACCUCAAGAGGUUCGAGGACCCGGGCGCCUUCAUCGACUUCCACACCAUCGGCCAGCCCGCCUGGAAGCUCGGCGAGCCGCCCAAGAAGCGCAAGGGGAAGAGGAAGAAGAAGCAGGUCGAUGGCUUCAUCAACGUGCCCUGGAAUUUAUAACUACAUGUA
This is a messenger RNA of Pelagomonas calceolata, 3132 nucleotides long. The record is from the annotation of a GenBank genome assembly. Lineage: Eukaryota; Pelagophyceae; Pelagomonadales; Pelagomonadaceae.